Molecule: messenger RNA, 1428 nt
Organism: Aspergillus puulaauensis
Lineage: Eukaryota; Fungi; Ascomycota; Eurotiomycetes; Eurotiales; Aspergillaceae
Gene: SWD1
Product: Set1-mediated histone H3-K4 methylation subunit Swd1
Exons: 5
Coding region: 1-1428 (475 amino acids)
Cellular component (GO): Set1C/COMPASS complex
Molecular function (GO): protein binding
Source: RefSeq, a predicted model, not a curated record
AUGAACCUCUCUCUUAUCGACCCGUUUGUCCUGGCUCAGGACUAUCCGGACACAUUAUCAGAGAAACUGAGAAGUGGUCACGCGACAUGUCUACGAUUCAAUCGCAAGGGAGACUAUCUGGCGUCUGGACGAGUGGAUGGCACAGUUGUUAUAUUUGAUGUCGAGACAAAUGGAGUUGCGCGCAAGCUCAAGGGUCACGUUAGACAAAUCCAAUCGCUCAGCUGGUCUAGAGACGGUCGCUAUAUUCUGAGCUCAUCGCAAGACUGGAAGUGUAUUCUGUGGGAUCUGAAAGAUGGUUCCCGGGUACGCACAGUCCGGUUUGAAGCUCCCGUAUAUAUCGCAGAACUACAUCCUUACAACCAUCUAUUAUUCGUAGCCUCCCUCUUCGAAGACCAGCCCGUUCUCGUGGACAUCUCAUCCCGCAAACCUGUCAAACGCAUCCUCCCCUCCGCCCCAUUUCGCGCCGCGCCCUCUAAAGAUGAAGAAGUCGAUCCAGCCGUCGCCGCCAAACAAGCGGCACAAGAUGCGAAACAUUCAACCUGUGUCACAGUUUUCACUGCACUCGGUAACCAUAUCAUAGCCGGCACGUCGAAAGGCUGGAUCAACCUCAUCGAAACGCAAACCUGCACCACCAUCCACUCCACCAAACUCUGCAGCGGCGUUAUUAUCCUCCUCCGUCUGGCCAGCAACGGCCGCGACCUCCUCAUCAACAGCUCUGACCGCGUUAUCCGCACAAUCCUCAUGCCCGACCUCUCCCAACUCGGCAUCGAUCUCGAACCAACAAAUAUAAAGCUCCAAGUCGAGCACAAAUUCCAAGACGUUGUCAACCGCCUUAGCUGGAACCACGUCGCCUUCUCCUCAACCGGCGAAUUCGUCACCGCCUCCACCUUCAUGAACCCCGACAUCUACGUCUGGGAACGCAGCCACGGCUCCCUCGUCAAAAUCCUCGAAGGGCCCCGCGAAGAACUCGGCGUCGUAGAAUGGCACCCAACCCGCCCCUUCGUCGUCGCAUGCGGCCUCGAAUCCGGCUGCAUCUACACCUGGUCCAUCGUGACCCCACAGAAAUGGUCCGCCCUCGCGCCUGAUUUCGGCGAAGUCGAAGAAAACGUCAACUACAUCGAACGCGAGGAUGAGUUUGAUAUCCACCCGGCCGAGGAAAUCCACCAGCGCCGUCUCGACGCAGAAGAUGAAGAACCUGACGUCCUCACCAUCGAGCCAAUAAAGGGCGGCGUCGGCGACGACGAGAUUGAGUCCUUCCGCAUGCCCGUCCUACUCGAUAUCUCCGACAGCGAAAGCGAGGAAGACAUCAUUGCCGUAGGACCGGGGACGAUGCGCCGUCGGAGUCCAGGUGGUGCACGGGAUAAAGUAAAUGGCGAGAAUGGGACGGUGGCUGCAGGUCGAGGCGCGAAAGGGGGGCGGCGGCGGUGA